This is a messenger RNA of Neurospora tetraspora, 2193 nucleotides long. RefSeq names its product phosphoglycerate mutase-like protein. The record is from RefSeq and is a predicted model, not a curated record. Bases 175 to 1929 code for a protein of 584 amino acids. The transcript has 3 exons. Gene Ontology annotation, molecular function: phosphatase activity. Lineage: Eukaryota; Fungi; Ascomycota; Sordariomycetes; Sordariales; Sordariaceae.
ACGGUGCCUGUAAUACACAACCAACCAGCUUUGCUCUUUCCGCCACUGAUACUCGUUCUCGACAAACAAGACGGUACGGGGUGGGGAAAUUUUAGGGCACCUCCCGACUUUGACAACUGCUGCAACUACUACGCAACCACAUAGUACUGCAGUGGUGUCUCUGCCUUCUUAACCAUGGGGAAGCCUAGACUCAUCAUCUUGAUCAGACACGCCCAGUCGGAGGGCAACAAGAACCGCGAUAUCCACCAAACGAUUCCCGACCACCGCGUAAAGCUCACAGACGAAGGAUGGCAACAAGCAUACGAUGCCGGCCGCCGGCUGCGCAAGCUGUUGCGCGCUGACGACACCGUUCAGUUCUUCACCAGCCCCUACCGCCGCACACGCGAGACCACAGAAGGCAUCUUGGCCACUUUGACCAGCGACGACCCGGAACCCAGCCCCUUCAAGCGAAACCAUAUCAAAGUCUACGAAGAGCCCCGCCUACGAGAGCAAGACUUUGGAAACUUUCAGCCAUGCAGCGCAGAGAUGGAACGCAUGUGGCAGGAGCGUGCUGACUAUGGUCACUUCUUCUACCGGAUCCCUAAUGGGGAGAGCGCCGCAGAUGCAUACGACCGAGUCAGCGGCUUUAACGAGAGUCUCUGGCGCCAGUUCAACGAUGACGACUUCGCCAGCGUUUGCGUUCUAGUUACACACGGUCUUAUGUCUCGAGUCUUCCUUAUGAAGUGGUACCACUUUAGUGUCGAGUACUUCGAGGAUCUUCGAAACGUUAAUCACUGCGAGUUUCUCAUAAUGCGCAAGAGCGACAGUGGCAAAUACAUACUGGAAACCAAGUUACGAACGUGGUCGGAGCUGAAGAAGGAGCGGGCUGCACAACAGGCGCGCUUGACCGGAGGAAACUUCAAGCUAGACUCAGCCCCUUUUGCCACCCCACGCACGCCCUCCGACCCCAGCGCACCGCGUGUCGAGAUGCGACGCCGGUGGGGAGGUUGUCCGAACGGCUGCAACCACGACAAGAACUUCAAGAUUCGUUCGACGCUCGCCGAUCUCGUCAAGACCGACCACAUGAUCUCGAGCCACGUUACCUCCACCGAUAUGACUGUUACCGAUAGUACGAGUGGUAAUUCGACAGACGUCGAUACCCCAAGUGUUGGUAGCAGCAGCAUCGCGCUUACAGAUGGGGCCGGCCCUACUACUGGCAAGGCUCAAGGAGUCGCCAACGCCUCUUUCAACGGUACCGCACUGCCUAAUGGGCCGACGAUUGCGAGCCGGAGACCGACGGCCAAGCGCAUUCAGUCGAGCAGCAGCGGGGUCACGCUGUCGCCAGAGGUGGCACACGCUGGUCCGGUCAUCGACAUAACCAAGGCGCGCGAAGAGGUAGUCUCCAGUCCAGACGGCACACCAUCCUUUAUAUCGAUCGAGGACCGCCUACGAAGCCAUCUCAAGAGCCCCAGCGUGCCGCCCCGUCCCCAUAGCCAUAGCCAUAGCCUUCAUAUCGGUCGUGAUGGUGGGGGCACCUACAGUGGGCAUAGCAGCAGCGAAACCGAAUUGUCAGAAGAUGAGCGGCAUAAGAACGUCAAGGCCAAAACCCCGAGCGGCGGACUCACCCCCCAUGCUGUCCGUCCGGUACCACACCGCCAUCCUAGCCGGGACCAGAGCCAAAUGGGGCGCGGCGCCAAAGCCAACCGUUUAGGUGACCAUCCUCCCAGUAGUGAUGGCGAGGAUGAAGCCGAUGGGGAGCAUGAGCCCGACUGCGAAGAAGACGAAGAAAACAGCUGCCAGGAACAGGAAGAGGGCGCGAGGCUUACCGAGUCAAUAACGAAGAAGCGGAGCCUAGAGAACCUUCCGGAGUCGAUCACGAAGAAGCGGAGUCUAGAGAACCUGGCAGAUGCGGAGAAGGAAGACAGAAGCAUCCGAGGGAGUGUGUACUAGGAGGUCUUUCUACUCCAUUGCAUCCCCUUUCUCAUUCUGGCUACUUGCUCUAUUGCCUUCUAUAUAUUGGCGUCCAGGCACCUUGGCUUGGGAAUUUUGUUUUAUUGGGUGUUCAUGAUUACAUUUUUCCUCAUACAUAUCAUCAAGGACUGAUGGGAGUUGAUCGGUCGCUUCUGGAGGUGCUUUGGGGGGCUCACCAUCAUUGUUACAUAGCGAGUUCUUCCGGUCUGCAUUUAGUCAGUUCGGGCGCGAUCACGAAGGAUC